AUGCAAAAAAUGGAUACAGAGGAUCAAGGUUCAAUGCCUUCCACCCCUGUAACCCCAAGCACUCCAGGGGCUCCCCUCUUUGGAGGCUUUGGGGAUAGACCUCAAAAGAAGUCUCUUCUCAGCAGGGGCUCUAACUGUUUUGCUGUCGACACUUGGCCUAGCGAAGAAGGCGGCUUGCCUGCCGUUACCUGCAGCAUUACAAUGCCCCCUCCUCCUGUCCCUCUUACCAAGAAGGUUGUGGCAGAGUUCAUCGGCACCCUUAUUCUUGUUUGUGCCGGAGCAGCCACUGCUAUUGUAAAUCAGAAAACACAAGGAUCAGAGACGCUUAUUGGCCUUGCUGCCUCCAGUGGCCUUGCAGUCAUGAUCAUCAUCCUCUCCACUGGCCACAUCUCUGGUGCCCAUCUCAAUCCAUCUAUCACCAUUGCCUUUGCAGCUCUGAGACAUUUUCCAUGGACCCAAGUGCCAAUAUACAUAGGAGCACAAAUGUUAGCAUCUCUGUGUGCUGCAUUCAUUCUCAAGGGGGUUUUUCACCCCAUUAUAGAUGGAGGAAUAACUAUUCCUUCAGUAAAUUACAGUCAAGCCUUUGCACUCGAGUUCAUCAUCGCCUUCAACCUCAUGUUUGUCGUCACUGCGGUAGCAACCGACACAAGAGCGGUGGGAGAACUGGCUGGAAUUGCAGUAGGCGCCACUGUCAUGCUUAACAUACUCAUUGCAGGGCCUACCACAGGAGGUUCAAUGAACCCAGUCAGGACAUUGGGUCCAGCCAUAGCAGCAAAUAAUUAUAAAGGUAUAUGGAUCUAUUUUACUGCCCCUUUCCUUGGUGCACUAUGCGGCGCAGGUGUCUAUUCCGCAAUAAAGCUGCCAGAAGAAGAUGAAGAUGCUCUUAAGCAGCCCUCAGCAGCCGCAAGCUUCAGGAGAUGAUUACAUAAUAGAAGAUGGUGCUUUAUAUGAAACAAAUUUACAUUUUGCAUCUUAUUGUGUGCAUUGCAGAUUGUAUAAAUGCAAGCAAAAAAAGAGUGGAAGUCAUGUCCCAUGGGAAAUGCAAAUUUAGCUUUCUUCUGCUCA
This is a messenger RNA of Amaranthus tricolor (Joseph's coat), 1065 nucleotides long. Its product is annotated as aquaporin NIP6-1. The transcript has 5 exons. Lineage: Eukaryota; Viridiplantae; Streptophyta; Magnoliopsida; Caryophyllales; Amaranthaceae. Gene Ontology annotation, molecular function: channel activity. Bases 1 to 921 code for a protein of 306 amino acids. The record is from RefSeq and is a predicted model, not a curated record. Gene Ontology annotation, biological process: transmembrane transport. Gene Ontology annotation, cellular component: membrane.